AUGGCCAAGAAGUGCCCCAAAAGCAUGGUCAAAUAUGUGGCUACAAAGGGACCCUGUGGACUGGACUCUGCCAGCUGUCUCUACAAAGAGGACAUCAUGACCAUUUCAAGUUGCCGACUUUCAACAGCCCCAAAAGGACAGCUGACCUUCCGGGAUGUGGCCAUAGACUUCACUCAAGAGGAGUGGGAAUGCCUGGACCUCGGUCAGUGGGAAUUGUACAGGGAUGUGAUGUUAGAGACCUACGGGAACCUGGCCUCCUUGGGGCUUGUCUCUAAGCUGGACCUGGUCGCCUUUCUGGAGCAACUGAAGGAUCCCAGGAAUAUAAGGAGAAUGGAGACAACAGCCAUUUACCCAGCUAUGACUCCACAAGACAUCCAGGAUUUGAUGCCAAAGAAUCCAGCAUUAGAAGAUGUAGUCUCAAAAACAAACCUAGGAAUAUAUCAAACAUCUCAGCUCAGAAACUUAAAUUUAAUGAAAGACUGGGAAUGUACGAGAAAAAAAAAAAAAGAGUGA
This is a messenger RNA of Cervus elaphus (red deer), 513 nucleotides long. Its product is annotated as putative protein ZNF720. The record is from RefSeq and is a predicted model, not a curated record. Gene Ontology annotation, biological process: regulation of DNA-templated transcription. NCBI's taxonomy places the organism in Eukaryota, Metazoa, Chordata, Mammalia, Artiodactyla, Cervidae. The transcript has 6 exons. Bases 1 to 513 code for a protein of 170 amino acids.